CAAGUAAAGUGAGUAAGCGGACUUUUACCCCGUACAUUCUGAGAUAUGCUUUCCAGCCGAAAAAUUCUCUUCUUCUGUAAUCGGCAGAGCUCAACUCGCAGCGGAAAUGUUUGUCGCUUUGACAGUCUGGUGGAUUUGCCUCUGUAGCAUACGUCGGGCUGCCUCUGAAGGUGAGCAUGACAAAACAAUCACAGCUGAGUCUGGACAGAACGUCACUCUGAGAUGUCGAGCUCCAAACAGCAACAACAUAGUUGUAGAGUGGAGCAGAGCUGACCUGGAGAUGGAAUAUGUCCUUUUGUAUCGGGAUGGGUAUCUUGAUACAUCUUACCAGCAUCCAUCCUUUAAGAACCGGGUGGAUCUGCAGGACAGACAGAUGAAUAAUGGAGACGUGUCUUUGAUUCUGAAGAAUGUGACGACUGCUGAUGCUGGAACAUACGAGUGUCGUGUCUUUCACACAAGAAAAAUGCACAGAAAGAGAGCUGUUCUGGACAGUGAUCCCAUCAGCAUCAUCACCCUGAGUGUUGUUCCUCCUCCAGGUCAGACAGGAGGACUCAGAGAGGAUGGAGGGAAGAAGGAUGGAGGAGAGAAAAGUGGUUCUGUUGGUCUGAACGCUGGUCUGUCAGUUCCUGCUGUGCUUCUUGCUGCUGCGCUGUUGUUUUGUGAUCUACAGAAAACAUAAACAAAGUCAGGAUUCAUAUCAUCUUCUUUUACACAAUCCUGUGUAAAAAAGAUAUUACAAACUUAUUGAGCAUGACAUGUUCACCCCUCCCUGAAUUGCCACCUUAUCGUGGUGGAGGGGUUUGUGUGCUGAGAUGAUACUGGGAGCUUUGCUGUCUGGAGUGUUCAGCUCCUGGUAGGGUCUCCCAUGGCAAACAGGUCUCAGAGGAUCAGCCAGACUAAGAGCAAUUCAAAAACCGUUUUAGUGUCUGUACCAGACCUGUUUGCAAUACCAAAUUCCAGUCCGGAUGGGAAUGAUGUGAUUUCUGGUUGCAUAAGGGAGUGAUAAUAACAUAUAUAACCAGUUAAUAACCAGUUAAAUACUGAUAAAACGGAAACACUGAUUAUUGCUCCUGACCACAUGAUCUCGGAAAUUAGGUGACAUAUCAGCUUCUUUGGCCCUUCUGUGCAAUCAAGCCUCAGAAAUUUUGGCGUCAUUUUUGAUGGUUCAGUGUCCCUCGAGCAUCACUCCAAACAGCUAUUUCAGAAUUGUUUUUAUCAUUUAAGGAAUUUCUCAAAACUCAGAUUACUGGUGUCAAAGGCUGAGCUUGAGAUGAUUAUUCAUGCUUUUAUCUCUUCCCGUCUGGAUUAUUGUAAUGGUCUUUGAACUUGUUUCAACAAAUCAGCUUUGGAUCAUCUUCAAACUGUGCAGAACGCUGCGGCAAGACUUUUAACUGGCACCAAUAGAAGAUCUCGUAUCACUCCAGUUUAGGCUUCUUUUCAUUGGUUGGCAGGUUGUAGAAUUCUCUUCCACUGUCUUUUUGCUCCAUUGACUCUUUUAAAAAGCAGCUGAAGACAUUUUUAUACAGAUAAGCUUUUAAUUAACAUGUUAUAUUGUGUUCUGUUGUUUGAUAUUGUUGUACUUUUAUUUUUGUUCUUUGUUGUGAAACACUUGUGAUUUUUAAAUCUGAUAAGUGCUAUAUGAAUACGUUUUACUUACUUACUUACUAAAAAUUUGGAAUAGAAUAAAUAAUAUAGCCUUGAAAUACCAAACCUUAGAAAACAGUGUGAGAACAGAGGGAUGAUUACAGUCACGUGUUGGCUGGUGUGGAGAUUAUGUGACACUUACAUAAUUGUAAAGUACCUCAAGUACAUUUUAUGAAAAUUAUUCCCUUUCAACAUGUUUGUGUGUCUGUAUUUAUUUAAAAAAAAAAAAAAACCUAAGAGUUUCUUGUUUGCACUAAGUGCUCGCAGGUCCCUCUAAGUACAUCAGAUUUUGCUCAAUUCAAGCUAUAAUGGAAUCAAAAUUAACUGAGUUUAAUAAAAAUCUUUAUUUUUUA
This is a messenger RNA of Archocentrus centrarchus (flier cichlid), 1997 nucleotides long. RefSeq names its product programmed cell death 1 ligand 1-like. NCBI's taxonomy places the organism in Eukaryota, Metazoa, Chordata, Actinopteri, Cichliformes, Cichlidae. Bases 107 to 679 code for a protein of 190 amino acids. The transcript has 3 exons. Gene Ontology annotation, biological process: negative regulation of T cell proliferation; cellular response to lipopolysaccharide; positive regulation of T cell proliferation. Gene Ontology annotation, cellular component: external side of plasma membrane. The record is from RefSeq and is a predicted model, not a curated record.